GGAGAGGUGUUAAAAACAGAGCCUCAGUCAUGCCUUGUAGUGGAAAUCCCCACGUUACGGGGCGGUGCCGCCCGCAGACCGAAGACCCGCUGAAAUAUUUCCAACGCAAUCGAGAGCAGCGGGCGCGCAGCCAAGUGCGGCAACUCGUGCGUGGUGGUCUCCAUGCACUGUAGCGCCGUGAGUGGUUCGCCCGCACAGCGGACCCAGCAGCUGCUCUGUGCAGUACGUCCACGCACGCACCGGCAGCAACCACACACACACACAGAGAAGUGGGGUAGAGGGGGCCACAGUGUGACAGGCGAGUGGAUAUCUGGGCCUCAAAUACAGACUGGCAAGAGAGAGAGGCGACACGCGUUACCUGUGUGUGGAGGAGGAGGAGGGUGACGUGAAAUCUCUCUCUCUCGAGCGAGCGGCUCCAACUUUUCACGUCUCUUCCUCCCAUCCACCUAUAUACCCCCUCCUUUUUCCACGUGCUUCGCUCUUUCGGGGUGGCGGACUGUCGUGGAUGGAUGUGUAGAGGUUUGUGUGUGUAAACAAUAUACGAUCGUUUGGACAUGGCCGCAGUAUGCAAUCGGAUAACUUUCUAGCCACGACGCUAUUGAUUCGAUCGACGACGCAUCUGUGCAGCCGCAAUGGAUAAGCUAGAAGAACUGCUGCCUGGAAUAGAAGAGUUCCUCGUGCGAAUCCUUCCGCAGGAGAAGCUGUCACGUGGUGCAGAAGAGCGCCGGCAGUAUUUCGUGGAGCGCCUGGACAUUCUGAAGUUGCCACCAUCACUGCCACCCAGGGCCGGGAAGAGAAUCUCGCGGGAAGUGCAUCAAGAAUCGGAGCGGGUCAACGGACAGCCAGCGGAGGAUGUGACGCAAAUCAGUCAGCUGGUGGAGAACGACUUCGCGGCCUAUCAACGUGAAAUCUCGCGCAACUUGCUGGUCGCUGCGGUCGCCGAGACAAACAGGGACGCCACUGAAAGCGAGUUGGAAAAGGGGGUUAAAGUCUAUGACGACAUAGAGCCGACAGAAAGCACCAAGAAUGAAGACAGUAAUGAUGAUGAUGACGAUGACAUCAGCGCUCUGUACGAAAUCCCGGUCGCCAGGCAACAGCUUCCGCCGCUGACGUCGGAGGACAGUCUCAGCCAGCCGGCCGACAUCUCCAGCCUCGCCAACGCCACCAGCACCGACGACGUCAGCGACGAUGUGCUCGACGCCUCCUCCCCCGUGGGACACCCACCUCCCCUGCCCCCGCGCAAGGAUCCCAAGGUGUCUGAAUCGGGCAGCCGCUCGUCCGUCAGCACCAUGGAGGACAAACCUCCGGACCUGCCCUUGCGGCACCCCGCCCUGGAGAAGAAAGUGUCCGAGUCUGGCAGCCGCUCGUCGGUCAACAACAGCGACGACAAACCGCCCGAGCUGCCCUUCAGACCACCGCAACUAUCCAGGCGCAGCGAAAUCUCCCAACGGUCCAAGUCUGACGUGUCGGACGGGGACAGCACGAGUUACGAGUCCUUUGAUGAAGACCAUGACGCUGGUAGGAAAUCUAAAAGCAACAUUAAACUGCCCAUGCGGCCCAAGAAGAAGAUCAAAAAGGGUUCCAAGCACCCGGCCAACAAAACCCGCUCAUCUGCCACGUGGGAAAUCAACGUACCCUUCAAGAAGCUCGACAACAUCCUUCUCUCGGGAGAGCUGCUGCACAAGGGCAAGCUGUCUUGGAAUCGGCGAGUGGUUGCCAUUAGCAACGGCUCCAUGGCCCUGUACAAGCCUGAAAAGGAGGCCAGACCUGUUUUCGUCAUUCCGUUAGCCGGGUACCAGGCCAGUGUUGGGGACAAAGACGGGAGGAAGGGCUUUGAAAUCACCAUGGUGCAUUCCAACGGAGAUUCACACUUGUUUACUGUUGAUUUCAAGGAAUGGGCCACAAUAUGGUGCGAGUACGUCAACAACCUGUCCAAGGGCUUGUCGGUCAUACCAUUCCAUCAACACCUGGCCCGCACCUUCAGUGGAGAGAGUGAAAACUCCAUCAGUGGCAGCAGAAUCCAGUUCGACCUUGGAGAUUAUGAAGCGUAUGAAGAGUACGACAACAACAGCAACAACGAUAGCAAGGCCUCUGACACACCUCCACCAACGCCACAAACGCCGCGGUCGAAACUUGCCAGCCAGCGUUCUUGGAGGCGAGCGCUCUUGCGAAAAGUGUCGUCGGCCCCGCCGUCUCAAUCAUCGGCGGGGUUUGAACCCCCUGCACCCGCAGGAUCCGCGUCCAACCUAUCCUUGGCCAGAUGGGACUGGAAAACCAUUUUCUACCACUGGUCUUUUCCCCUGGACGAAGUCAUUGUUGGAAUACGGCGAGUGAGUGUCUCGCUGAAGGGAAAUCUAUCGGCCACAUCAAAUUCCAACCUGUCUAUAAACAGCAAUGGAAGUGAGUCAGAUGAUUCUACCAAGCCAAGGUUAAGAGGGAACAAAGUGAUGAGAAUGGGAUCAUUUGCUUAUCGGGCCACACAGUUCUUUGAAAAUUUAGGAAAGAAAGCCACAACCAAGCGUAAAACAAAUAGCUUAUCAUCCCCCUUGGAAGGUGACAAAUCAUUCCGUGAUGGGAUCCAGGAAGAAUCCUCAAUGUCAUCCACAAGCCUUGGAGUGCCAGCAUCACCCUUGUCAGAGAACUUUUCACCUGGAUGGCAGGAUGGUCAUCAAACACACUUCUCAUCAUCACCUGUGUCAUCAGAACACACACUGCCAUCGCCCCUACCAGUCCCUGACAUACCACUUAAUGUGAAAGUUCAAGGUCAUUUAAACAUUUUCAGUAGCUUCAACAAAAGACGAUGGGGCUUAAGGUGGUGCCUUGUCCGAGAGAAUAUGUUUGAGUGCUAUCUCAGUCAGACAUCACAGCAUAUUGAACUCAACUUCCUACUCAGAAAGUGCAUCAUCCGACAUGCAGUGGCUGAAACAAAAUCUCCCUUAGCUCUCAUGUUGUUGGAACAUGACAAAGAGAAGAUUACAGUGGAGCCACAGUCAAAGGAGGAAAUGAGCCAGUGGCUAACAGUCUUGAUGAUGGAAACAUCUACAGAGGCUAUACCCUCAGGUUUGGAGGAAUACUUCCGAGAAUCUGAGGACCCUUCCACAGAAGAACAACUGAUUGAACCUGAUUAUACUGACAUUCCUGCUGUCUCAUUCAUGCUGCAGUCGGCAUCACAUUACUCACCUCCUCUGCCAAAACAGCAGAAAGAUACAGACAUAACAGAUGUUUCUGGGUGUUUGACCUCGGUCGAUGAAGACACAAACAUUCUAGCAGAAAAACAAGUAUCAACAGAUGUGUACACAGAAGUUAUCAAGCGGCCAUCCUCCACAAGGCUGGCGGAUGAAGGAAAGGAGGAUAAACAGAAAAAAAUGCGCAAAGAUAAAAAAGAAGCAAGACAUCCGAGGUUCAUGGACAACCUAGCUGUGUGCAAUAUGCACAGAAAUACAACAGACAGUGGCUUUUACAGUGUCAAGGACAAUAAUUCAGACAGUGAUAGUGGUUGUGAGUAUACACAUAAUACACAAAGAAAGUGUUCUUCUCUUGACAAAGAGGAUUUAAGUAUGUGCAGUAAUGUGGGUAAAGAGACAUCUGAUUCAGAUAUUGCAAGUAGCAGUCACAGAACUUCAGAAGAGGAAGAUGAUGAAAGUGUUUUAGAGAGAACAAUGACUGCAGAAGAUUUCACAGACAAUCUUGUGUCAGCAGAAAAUAUUUGUGAGUCAAAAGUGGAAGUGACAUCAUCAGUCUCUGAUGGAAAUGACUGUGGCAGUUGUAAGAUUGAUGAAACUAGUGGAGCUGGUGUGGGUUCUGGCCACAGAGAUAUGCCUUUUGAGUCUUCCGAAAAAGAUGCCAUUCCCCAGACAAACUUCACAGACUCUCAGCAAGUAUGUGAUGACAGCAUUGUAGAGAAACAAAAGCCAAGAAAAUCAAAGAAAAGCAGUCAUCCAAAACAGAGUGAAGAAGAGCCAGAAGUUGCUGUGACAAAUGGCGAUGGAGUGCAGGACACAAACCAUGUUCCAAGUUCUUCCUUUGAGGCUACAGUUCUACAGAAAAGUGACCUUUCGUCGUGUAGAUCAGACACCAGUGACUUAGGUAAAAGUGGCUUUGUAGAGCAGAGUUGUACAGGAGUAGAUACAGAAAAUGAGAGAGGAGUGGGUUGUGUCGGAAAUGUUAACUUGUCUAGGGAUCUAUUUACAAAUGACAAUAAGUCUUUAUGUGGCAAUCUCAUAACAGGGCAGUCACUCAGGAAAAAGAGCACAGGAAGGUGUGGGAGCUUACCCCAAAAUGCUAAAAAUUGUAAACAAAUAGAUAAACAGGAGCUUCAUGAAACAGUUCUUGAUGAUGAGCUCUUGGAUUCUUGGGGUCUGUCUUCAGUUUUGUCGAAAGGUUUGUGGCAUGAUGAUUUGCAAGGAAAUUUGUCCCCCGACUAUGAGUGCUCUUGGCAGAGGUCUGUAAUUAGUGAUGAUUUGCAAGGAAAUUUGUCCCCCGACUAUGAGUGCUCUUGGCAAAGGUCUGUAACUAGUGAUGGUGUUCCACGUUGUCUUGAUAGUAGCUUCCCUAUCAAGGUGCAGUUGAGGACAGUUUCAGAUGCAGAUUCAAAUACUCAUUGUUGUCAUGAUGAUACCAACAAAGUUUUUAUUCCAACGACAAAGUCAGUCAACACUGAAGGUGCAACUGCUUCACGAAUAUCUUCCUUUGGUAAAGGACCUCUGGCCUCUCCUGCAAAAGAUAUAAGAACAGAAGAUUCAAACCAGGUUCAGCUGGUUGCAGAUCUGAAAGACAGAAUUUCUCAACUGAAAGAAAAGCUGACACAGAUUAAAAGAAAAAGAAUUGCCGUGCGAGACAAACGGGUGAGGGCUUUUUCACCAGAAGAACGUGCAGCAUGUGACAAAGAAUACAUUUUCCUUGAGUCACAGAGCAAGGAGAACAUCCAACACAAUCCAGAAUCUGGAAGAAGAACUGAAGCAAUUAAUCAGUUCUACAACAUGACCAGAAUUCACAGGGUAUGAGAGAGAAUCUUCAUAAGAACUGCUCAAGCUGCCAAAUAUAAUCACAUGAUAUCUGCUAAAAGCGUUUAUUGUCUUAAAAGUUAUAUAGUAUGUUGGAUCUGAUGGCUGAGGAAGAAUACUCAAGACUGGGAACAAAGAAUACAAACGAAUCAAGACAACAUAGCAAAGUGUUGUCGGUUUGAAACAAUUUAAAAUGGUUUUUAAAAAAACAUUUGCAUCUAGUGAUUUUCUACAAGUUUUGUUUCAAGAGAUUUUACAUAGAAUGAUUUCAUGUAACUUAUCUCUGGUUUGUUUUAUUGUCCAGGAAACCUCUGAAUAGAAUGUGUUCUAACAGAAGGGUAAAUAGACUUUUGUCUGGUUUUGAGGAGACCAUUAUUAUCAUGCACCCUCCAAAUCAUUGCUCCACAUUCAAAAACAAGCUGUUCAUUCAAAAACAAACAGAUGAUACUGCUACAGAUCCACCUAAGAAAUAACUUGAAAGUGAAAGAUGAUGAGUAAAAAUCACUUCAGGUAAAUGGACAGACUGAACAAAGAGACAAGAGGUUAUGGGGUAAUCUUUCUAGAGUUAAUGUGUUAAUCAGCAUAUUCCUAUGAAAGAGUAACAAUUUUUGAAGCAGUUGGGAAAUCAGCAGUGUGUGUUGAAAGUGUUGAAAGUUAAUUGUCACCUCUUCAUGCCACUUCUUGGUGUUUACUGGAUUUUGCUGACGCUUAUGCAUACUUAGUCAGCCAUAAUGAUUUUACCACUUGGAAUCUUUUCUGUCAUUGCAUUGUGGAGCAUUUGUCUCAAAGUAUUUUUUGCUGGGUUUUUUUUUUUUGUUCCCUCUUAAACUCUUGUUCUGAUCAAGAGAGAGAGAGAGAGAGAAAAAAAAGAAUGUGUGUUUGUGUGUUCAUGCACUUAAGAGAGAAGUAAAAGGGAGUUUUCUCAAUGACAAUGAACGUUGCUGUCAGAUUUAAGAUCUUUUCAGCCACUUAUUAAAUACUCUGUUAAGACAAAUUUCUUUAAGAUGUAUAUAGGAGUUUUCUUAAUUUUCAUUUAACCUGUCCAGGAAUGAAAAUGGUAUAUUUAAAGCUACCAGCUAUCCAUCUCAUUUUUUGUAACAUUUUUUAAAAUAAGUGAACAUAAUAUUUCUCCUAUGGUGAAAAGAAAGCAAAUCCAAAUGCUACAUUGAUUUUUAAAAUAAACAUAAUUGUUAACUAAAGCUCUGUUCACUACUACAGUUUUGGAGUAAGUGUUGCUCAUUGAGGAAAUGAACAACAGCUUAUUCUUUUCUGACAAAAAUUGCAAAGUGUGUGUGUGUGUUUGUUUUUUUGUUUUUUUAACGCAUUCAGCAGGUUUCUUAUGUUGGGAAGAUAUUUCUGUUUUGUAUGUUAUGUCUUCUGCUUUUCAUCUUUUACCCAUUUUUUUUUCCUAUUUUGUAUGUAUGUGUUUAUGAUAAACAUCUGGGCAGCUUGUUUAAAGACCUGCCAAAACUAGACUCCAAGCAAAAAUUGCCUGCAAGGGAAACAACUGUAUUUACAAUUAAUAAUUCUGAUCUUUCCAUUAGAGUUCUCUACCAUGACACUGGCGAUUCCUGAAAGUCUAGACCAGUUAAAUUAAAUAAAAAAACUUGUAUGUCUUGUACAAUUAGUGAAAAAGAACAUCACUUUUCUGUUUCAUGUAUCAUAAAAAGAUGAUAUUUUCACAUAAUCAUAAAAUUUAGCAUGUGUGCCUGCAUUCUAAUUGUUUUUAAAUACAAGUGUAUGUGGUAGUGUUGAAAUGAGUUGUUUUAACUUUUAUUUAUCUUUUUAAUUUUAUGUCUGUUUAUGUGAAGACAGACCAUCGUUUAUUAUGUACAUACAUUGUGCAUUUAUUUUGCAAAUAAAGGCAGCCUUCAGGUUAAACCUGUAAACUUCUGUUCAAGAAAAGCAAGUACAUAGUUUUAUUGUGCAUCAAAAGCUUAGGAAGCUAAGUUGAAUAGUGCUUUUAAGAAAUCUUUGGUGGCUAAAACUCUUCAUUUUUAAGAGUUCUUACACAGGUCAGCUUUUUGUUAAUUUUGUUAAUUAGAUUGGUUACUGAUUUGUGAAAGAAAGAUAUUAUUUUUGUAUAUGUUCUGAUCAAACAACAUUUUAAUUCCAGUCAAAGUAAAAGUUUUAUAAUAGCUGGACUCUAUAACUUAUACCAGAGGGAACAACCGGUAGUUAAGGCUUAUAGUUUGUCAUUUGCUUUAUGAUUAUGUUUUCACAUUCAUGAAAAUGUCACCCAAACAUGCUAAAGUGACAGAGGAAUAGUGAGUGAUGACCUUUGAGUGCCUCAAAAGAGGUUUUAUAUAGUUUUAGUAAAUUUUUGACACACCUUAAUGCUCAUGACAUAGGCUGCUAGCUUAGCAAUUGGGCAGAAAGAAAGGUAUGUUCUACUGUGCUUUUGUGUUUUGUAGCUUGAAUGAGUUGAACUUUCAAGAACAUGCUGUGAAGUGGACCACUGAUGCAAAUUCUUUGUUUUUAAUUGACAAUAAAAACACUGAACAAAC
This is a messenger RNA of Pomacea canaliculata, 7510 nucleotides long. RefSeq lists its product as uncharacterized. Gene Ontology annotation, cellular component: cytosol. The transcript is spliced from 16 exons. The record is from RefSeq and is a predicted model, not a curated record. Bases 633 to 5003 code for a protein of 1456 amino acids. Gene Ontology annotation, molecular function: SH3 domain binding. NCBI's taxonomy places the organism in Eukaryota, Metazoa, Mollusca, Gastropoda, Architaenioglossa, Ampullariidae.